AUGUCGUUUGUCAGCGGAACGACCGACACCGAGGCGGCACAAAAGUUUCUCGAUGUGCUGCAGAAUGAUUUCCGUAAUCUAUCGCUCGAGACGAAGAAGAAGUAUCCACAGAUCAAAGAGUCCUGCGAGGAAGCGAUCCUGAAGCUGAAAGCGGCCGGCGCAAACCCACAAACACCGGUGUACUACGUGGUCAACCAGAUCCUGUACCCGCUGGUGCAGGGCUGCGAGUCGAAGGACGUGAAGAUAAUCAAGUUCUGUCUCGGGAUGAUGCAGCGGCUCAUCACGCAGCAGGUGGUGGACCAGAAGGGUGCCCGCUACAUCACCGACGCCCUGUGGAUGCUGAUGGAGAACGGCAACGAGGAGGUGAAGGUGCUGCAGAGCGUCACGCUUCUGCUCACCACCAACACGGUCGUGCACGGGGAAACGCUUGCGAAGACGCUCGUCCUGUGCUUCCGGUUGCACUUCACGAAGGACUCGACGACGAUCAACACGGCCGGGGCGACGGUGCGCCAGCUCGUGUCGCUUGUGUUUGAGCGUGUGGUCGCUGAGGAAGCGGAAGCGGACGCGAAUCAGGACGAACGGCGCGAGGUUAAUCUGGAGGAGCUGAAGCUAGCGACGGGUGUGGCACCGAAGGGGUUGCUCCCGUGUGCGGCUGAUGCGUUUCUGCUGUUUCAGGACCUCGUGCAGCUGGUGAAUGCCGAUCAACCGUACUGGCUGCUCGGGAUGACGGAGAUGACGCGCACGUUUGGGCUGGAACUGCUCGAAUCCGUGCUCACGCAGUACACGUCCGUGUUCUACCGGAAUCCGGAGUUUAGCUUCCUGCUGAAGGAGCGCGUUUGCGCGCUCGUCAUUAAGCUGUUCUCGCCCAACAUCAAGUACCGGACGGUGGCACCACAGGCCGGUGUAGGCGGGGCAGGAGUGCAGCCGGGUGGUGGAGCACCGCACGAUAAACCGUACUUCCCGAUCAGCAUGCGGCUGCUGCGUGUUGUGUCGAUACUGAUCCAGAAAUACCACGGUCUGCUGGUGACGGAGUGUGAGAUCUUCCUGUCACUGAUCGUGAAGUUCCUGGAUCCGGAUAAACCCGCUUGGCAGCGAUCGCUGGCACUGGAGGUGCUACACAAGAUGACCAUCCAACCGGAGCUGCUGACGUCGUUCUGUCGGUGUUACGAUCUGAAGGAUCACGCGACCAACAUCUUCCAGGACAUCAUCAACUCGCUCGGCACGUACGUGCAGAGUUUGUUCGUCAAUCCGCAGCUGCUCAGUGCCUCCCUGGGUGCCGGAGGUGGUGGUGCCAAUGGUGGUGGUUCAAGUGGUGCCGGAGGAGGAGGCGGAGCAGGAGGAGGAGGUGUUGGUGGAGGUGGCGGUGUAGGAGGAUCCUCCGGACAGCAGUCACAGCUCAUGGGCAGUAUGGCGGUUGGGCCGGGAAUAUCACCCCAACCCGGGUUCAUCUUUCGCGGUGUGUUUCUUCCGCUCGUGGUGACAUUCCCGAGUGGUCAAUCGAAGUCGACGUUCCUUGAGAUGCUGGACAAGAUGGAACCCCCACCGAUCCCGGAUGGGUAUGGGAUAUCGGUGGCAUACGCCUGCCUGCUGGAGAUCGAACGCUCAAUAUCCCUCGCGAUCGAGGGCCCAUCGCAGCUGGGUGAGGAAGCACCGGUUCCGUACGUGCAGCGUGUCGGCGAAGCAGACCGAGCACUCCACAUUCAGCUGAUCCACUCGAGCUGGCUGGGAUUGCUGACGGCGCUGGGUCCACUGAUCGAUGCCGCGACCGACGAGUCCUCGACGGAGAGCGUCCUGAAGGCGAUCCGGUUGUACGCGGCCUUGUGCGGGUUGCUGGAACUGCACACGCCUCGGGACGCCUUCAUUACGGCCCUUUGCCGUGCCUCGUUGCCUCCGCAUUACGCUCUGUCGGUGUUGAACGUGAACUACCAGGGGGGUGGUGCGUUCAAAACCCACAUGCGCCUGGGCAGCCAGGAUCUAACGGCGGCGGUGGCAGCGGGCAUGGGUUUCCACGGGGGCGCGUACGCGGACAUCGAUCAGCAGCAGCAGCAGCGGCACCCGGUGGUGGCCGUUGGCACGCCGCUCCCAACGUCCUCACUUCCCGUCGGCGCCCACCAGGGGCCGGUUCUGUUGACGGCCAAAAACCUGCAGUGCAUGCGCUCGGUGCUGCAUUUGGCGCAUUGCCACGGAAGUCUGCUCGGGAGUUCGUGGCACAUCGUGCUCACCACGUUGCAGCAUUUGGCGUGGAUCCUUGGGCUGAAACCGUCGACCGGGGGAAGCCUGCAGGCCGUUCAGAAACCCCCGACAGAUGCGAAUUCCAUCACGCAGGUCAUGACGGACCUGCCGGUGCUGUCGACCAUGCUCAGUCAGCUGUUUGAGUCCAGCCAGUACCUCGACGAUGUGGCUUUGCACCAUCUCAUCGACGCGCUGUGCAAGUUAUCACACGAGGCGAUGGAGCUUGCGUACAAUAACCGCGAACCGUCGCUGUUUGCUGUGGCGAAACUGCUCGAAACCGGUCUCGUUAAUCUCGCCCGCAUUGAGGUCCUGUGGCGACCGCUUACGAACCAUUUGCUGGAGAUUUGCCAACAUCCGCACAUUCGCAUGCGUGAGUGGGGUGUUGAGGCGAUCACGUACCUCGUAAAGGCCGCCCUUCAGUACAAGUACGAGCGCCCGUUGAAGGAAAACUUGAAGCUACAAACGUUGCUGUUAGGGCCACUGUCGGAAUUGUCCUCCGUCCCACACGGGGAUGUCCGGCAGCGUCAGCUGGAUUGUGUGCUGCUCGUCCUGAACGGUGCAGGCGAGACGCUGUCACACGGAUGGCCGCUGGUGCUCGGAAUCAUUGGAGCCGUCAGUGACCAUCACGGGGAGUCGCUGAUACGCAUCGCGUUCCAGUGUUUGCAGCUCGUCGUGACCGAUUUCCUGCCCGUCAUGCCCUGGCGCUGUCUGCCGUUGUGCGUUAACACGGCGGCCAAAUUUGGCUCGCAAACGCAAGAACUCAACAUCUCGCUGACGGCCGUUGGACUUAUGUGGAACAUCUCGGACUAUUUCAACCAAAACCAGGAGAAGCUGUCCCAAACCGUGUGCGACGAUAUGUCGGUGUUGCCGGAUUUUCCCGGUACGCUAAACAUGCCCCAUUUCGACCGGCUUUGGAUGUGUCUGUACGCUCGGUUGGGCGACCUGUGUGUCGAUCCGCGACCGGCCGUAAGGAAAUCGGCCGGUCAGACACUUUUUUCGACGAUUUCCGCCCAUGGGGCGCUGCUGAAUCCACCCACCUGGCAGGCCGUCCUGUGGCAAGUGCUGUUCCCGUUGCUUGACAAGGUUCGAGCCCUAUCGAGCUGUGCCAGCAGCGAAAAAGUGGACACAAGCGGUAACAUUCUGAUUCACCAUUCGCGCAACACGGCCCAAAAGCAGUGGGCCGAAACGCAAGUCCUCACACUCUCCGGUGUUUCGCGGGUGUUCAACACGAAACGUGCCCUGCUGCAGAUGCUGGGUGAUUUUCCCCGAGCUUGGGCGCUGCUGCUGGAGUUUAUCGAAAAUUCGGCCCUCAGCAAAAGCAACGAGGUGUCACUGGCGGCGCUGAAAUCAUUCCAGGAAAUUCUUUACAACCGCCCGACCGCAUCUACCGGUACUGGGGCUGGUGCAGGAUCCGCUGCUGGAUCUGCCGGAAACGACGAGCCAAAUACGGCCCGACCGUCGGCUGUGGCCGCUGAAGCCGACAUCUGGAACGUUGCGUGGCGCGUCUGGUUGAACAUUGGUGCUGAGAGCACGAAACCACCGUCGGUGGGGGAGAUUUCCGAUAAGGCUACCGGUGGUUCCGGCAGCAACGACGAUCUGUACAUCCCUAGCCAGGCCUUUUUGACGGCACUCGUGCACAUUUUCCCGGCCCUGUUUCAACACAUUCGGGCGCGGUUCAACAGCAAGGACCUGACGCAGCUUUGUGCCGUGCUGAUGAACGCGGUGGCCGUUCCGGUGCACAGCGACUCGACGCCUUACAUUAUGUCCACGAUCUCGGAUUCGUUGCUGACGCCGUUGCACGAUGGUGUGCUUGAUUGCAUGGAACUGUUGCAGAAAGAGGCCAUCCAUGGUGGUGGUGCGGCGGGCAACGGGCUCAAAAACAUGAUAUCGGCAAUUUUUAAGCAAUUGUUAAGUUUCAGUAAAUUCGCCUGCGCUCCGCCGAGUUUCGAUCGCAUUGAAACAAGACCACUUAAGUCGUCCCGAAGCGGGAGCGGAUCGGGCACGAAUGCCGGCGGUGGUCUGAUCCAUCCCGUAUCGUCCACAUCCAACGCGAACGGUGUCGAGUGGGUUAGCAUGAACUACAUUCCCUUCGGCGAGAAAGCCCUAACCGUGGCGGUGAAGCUGUACCAGCAGACGGCCAACGAUGCGGCGGUUGUUGAUGGCCAGAUACUGCACGAAAUUAUCAAAGCGCUGCAUCUUCCGCUGUCGCUGAAGUACAAGUGUAUGUCUUCGAGCACCUGGAAGCUGGCUAUCUCCAGUCUUAUCAGCGUGCUUCAUACUGGGCUUCCGGUGGCACGGAAACACCCGAAACAGUUCGCUUCGAUGUGGAAGGAUUUGGCCGACACGUUGGAUCAGUUUUUGUUCACGAAAAGUGUUUGCAUCGUGGAAGAUCGCGGUUUAGAUGAACUGAUUCUGGACGAAACGAUCGACUGUCAGGUGAUCGAGUUGAUACGUGACGAAAUUCUCCCGUUCAGCCAAGAAAUUCCACAACAGUUCAUACUGGACGCGGUGGUGAUCUUGAACAAAGGCUCCAUUCAUUCGGCCACCACCGGAAGCACACCAUUCGCCGGAUGCGAGACGGAGUUGAAAUUGCGCGAAGAGUUCGCUAAGACGUGCUUCGAGACGUUGCUGCAGUUUUCGCUGCUAGACGAUCGCGUAGGAUCGGCUGCGGCUAGUGCGGUUGACGAAAAGGAAAUCAACCUGGCGAACAACAACUCCACCCUAACCGACGGCCAGGGUAACAAGACGAGCGAAGGAGGCAUCGCGGGACAGCUAGCAAUAACGGCGCUUCUGCACCGAUUCGAGGAAGUACUGAGAAAGUUCAACGAAGACGAGAGAUUGAGUGGAAAGUUCCCGCUGCCAAGGUAUCGAUUAUCGGAGAUUUCGUUCGUUCUAAAAGCCGUCGCCACCCUUGUGAUAUCAAUGAAGAAAGCUCCUCCAGCCAAAGUGGGUACCACCGCCUGGGAGCAGUUGAUUAGUCUCUACCCCUACCUGGUAGACUGCACGACGACUAGUUCGGCGGAAGUGUCCCGAUCUCUUCGCGAGGCACUGCUUCAGUACUGUGAUCUACUGCGGCCCCCAUCCACGGCAUCUGGUACGGAUGCAAACGGUCACUCGCGAUCCGUAGCGUCCAACAGCAUCGCUGUUGGUUCCAACAAUAAUGAGAUCGCAAACACGAACGGUAUCAGCCACUGUUAGCUGCUGUCCUACACCUCGUCCAGUUUCUUCUUCCUCAUGUGGUAUGAUUCCGGUUUACUGAUGAAGCUACUGGUCUAGGUUUCGGGUUUACUACAGCGUGGCUGAGCAAAUGGCACCUGCUUUAUCGAGACUGUUGCCGCCAUUUGCAAACCAAAGGAGAAAGGAAAGCGGUUUAUACGCGCGACGGCACGAAAACAAUGCAGAUUGUAGAGUAGACUUACGUUUUAUCGAGAGAGAGAGAGAGAGAGAGAGAGAGAGAGAGAGAAAGAGAGCAAAAGCUACAAACAAACGUGUUUCAAGGAAGCAAAAGAGGAAGGACAAAAAUUAAUGUGAAGCAAAACGUAUAUUAUAGCAACACACUUAUUGGACAGAAAACUAUUUUUGUUAGUAAGGGCGUAAUAUAGGGCUGGUUAUGCGACCUCUACGGAUUUUCUUGUCAUCUAUCGGAUGCAACGAGACAAAACUAUCAACGGUUCCAGCAGUGAUGAUGAUAUCGGCGCAUCUUAUUUAUAACAUGUUUAACCAAACCGGAUCGUAAUAAUUUUACUGGUAGUGGAGUAGUAGAAAAGUACACUAUAAAUGAGAAGCCAAGGGGUAUUCGUUAGUAAAAUUUAUUCACAUUACAUUCGACGCAUCUCGUUCGAAACCAUCCUUUCCCCGUUGAACGCAACAUUAGCAUAUGCGCGCUGCGAAGCAUUUUUCCUUGACUUUCAUAUCAAUACGGUACACACACACACACGCAUGCAUGCAUUCACAAAAAGAUACACCCUUUAGUAGCGUAGCCAAAGUUCUCGUAGCGUUCCUGUUCGAUUCAUUCACUCGUACUUUUUGCGAUAUUCCCAUUCUUUCCUGUAGGAACUAAUGUUCCGCUCACGUUUCAAAAUAUCAUCCAAAAACCUUACGCAACCGUAGCCACUUUCGCCUGCAGUUAUUUCCAACGUUUCGUGUUUCAGCUAGCAAAAUUAUAAGCAACCGAGUGCCAAGUUGCUGAACCUCUCGCUACGAAACACAAAUCCUGAUCGCCAAGGAGACACCACCUCUGUGUGCAUGCAUUGCUUGUUCCGCGGGUCUCGAUUCCUUUUUCCGUUGCAUUUAAUGGUUUGAAUUGCAGCAUCAGCGUGGAUUACAUUCGUUGUCUAGUUUCGAAAGAAAAUCUGCGCCACCCAAUACUGUGUGCGAGUAGCCAGAUUUUAAACGGCCGUAAUGCAGAUGUGAGCUGUGAACGGCGGCACAUACGGACACAACCGGUUUAUGAAAAAUGAUUCCUAUCUUUCCGUCAGAAUUUAACUAGUUGUUAAACGAAACAGAUAAAAGCAACGCCCGUGUACUUCGUCUUAUUGAAAGGUUGUGUUGAGAGAAGGAAUAAAAAAGGGUAACAAAUAAAUUACAGUAAGAAUGGAAAGCAAAGUAAUUACCUUACCUUUUGAGUGCAUGCGCUAUACUGCAAUCGAUUGGGCACACUACAUUCGAGAUUUUGUAAUACAUCCACGCACGGUGGCAAGACCCGGAAGUAGCAGUGGCCUCCUGCCUCUUCAUCGCAUGGCUUAUCAUAGCGAUCGACGUAACAUCCGCACACGUACCCACAAACACAUAUGCCAGCAGCUUUGGAGCGACCUUAAACAUACAGGAUUCAAGUGCAAGAGGUAGAUUAGACGGUAAACGUAUAAAACUGCGAAAAACUGGCGAAACGUGUCUAGUGGUGGCACGGCACUUUACUGUUUUAGCGAAAUUUUGAUGCAGGUUGCGCGGAGUCGAGAGUAAAAAAAAAUAACAUCGGCAAACACCUAACGAGUUUUAACGAAUUUACAUUGAAACACAUCUUAGGAUUCCAAAUAAAUAUUUAUUA
Messenger RNA from Anopheles nili, 7276 nucleotides. RefSeq names its product protein MON2 homolog (gene mon2). The transcript has 8 exons. The record is from RefSeq and is a predicted model, not a curated record. Lineage: Eukaryota; Metazoa; Arthropoda; Insecta; Diptera; Culicidae. The coding region runs from base 1 to 5430 and encodes 1809 amino acids.